Aedes aegypti (yellow fever mosquito) is the source of this 1502-nucleotide messenger RNA. RefSeq names its product cysteine and histidine-rich domain-containing protein. NCBI's taxonomy places the organism in Eukaryota, Metazoa, Arthropoda, Insecta, Diptera, Culicidae. The record is from RefSeq and is a predicted model, not a curated record. The transcript has 2 exons. Bases 309 to 1409 code for a protein of 366 amino acids.
GCGCUAACCCCGCAGAAAACCAACAAAAAGAUCGCUGCCGGGGGGAAACUGCUGCUGGCUGUCAUCGUAACACAAAACCCAAAAACUCCUCUCCCAAAAGUGCAUGUGUUUGUUGCGAUUUUGAGUCCUCACAGAGGGAAGUGUCUGGAAAAAUCUCGAAUCCGCAUCUGCAAGUGACUAAACCCGUUUCGUCGAAAUAGCUGAAAUAAAACAAAACUGGCCGUUUCCACAUCUUGUUCCUCCUGACCGCCGUAAGUUUGUUCCAACUCCAUAAAAGGAAGUAAAUUUUUGACUGCCCAGCAGCAACGAUGUCGUCUGCCUUGGUGAAUUGUUACAACCGGGGAUGCGGACAAAAGUUCGAUCCCACCAACAACACCGAAGAUACCUGCAUCCACCAUCCGGGUGUUCCAUUUUUCCACGAUGCCUACAAGGGUUGGACCUGUUGCAACAAGAAGAGCGUCGAUUUCACCGAGUUCCUGAAUAUCAAGGGUUGCACACAGGCCAAACACUCGAACCAGAAACCGCCGGAACCGGAAAAGCCCAAACAGGACCUGAUCAUGGACGAGGAGCCUCCGGUUCCGAAAAUCCCCGAACCGAUCAAGUCAACGCUUCAGCGGCCUCCCUGGGAAAGUCCCAUGACCACAAUGGAACCGAUCGUAGCUCCAGCUUUCAAAAAGCAAAUCGACGAACUCCCUGUUGGUCCCGAUGCGGCCAAAAAACAGGCCACUGAUCCGACAGAAAUUAAGCCCGGCACGGCGUGCAAAAACGGAGGCUGCACGUAUUCGUACGAAGGAACCAAAAGCGAUUCCAAACCGUGCGUGUAUCAUCCAGGAGUGCCGGUUUUCCACGAGGGCCUUAAGUUCUGGUCCUGCUGCCAGAGGCGAACGUCCGACUUUACGGCCUUCAUGAACCAAGCGGGUUGCGAAACCGGCAAUCACAAGUGGACCAUGGACGAAGAGGAAUCCAAGGCGGUCAAAUGUCGAAUGGAUUGGCACCAGACGGCCACGCAGGUCGUGGUCACGGUCUACGCCAAAAUGUACCACUACCAGCGAAGCGUCGUCCGGUUGAAUCCGAUUCGGCUGUCCAUGUGUUUGGUGUUCCCCCAGCAGAACAACCACGAGUACAACGUCGAUCUGGAACUGCGGGGUGUGGUCGAUGUGGCCAAAUCAAAGGUACAAAUGUUCGGCACCAAGGUGGAGGUGACCCUCAUCAAGGCCGAACCGGGCAGCUGGGCCAAACUGGACUUCCCCCGGGAGAAGAAAGCCACGGCCACGGAGAUUCAGCGGCAACUGCAGGAACAACAGCAGAAGGCCGCUGCCGAGCAGGAAGACGGUGGCGACGAUUCCGACGUGGACCUGAAUGACAUUGAACCGACUUUCCGUAUGGCCAGCCUCAAAGAGGUCAAAUAGUAACCUACCUAAUAAUUGUACUGUAGUUAGCGCUCGGUUCGGCAAAUGGUCUCAAAGGCGCCCGGCCGCGAAUAAAACUUGCUGAUGUUGUAA